GUUCUGACCAUCUUUGAAUCUUCAGCUAGAUAAAUUAGAAUUGCCAACCGAGGCAGGAAGGCUUUUAGUUGUAGAACAAUUUCAGUUUAAAAAACAAAUAUCCUUGGGGGAUAUCAUGGAACAAACCCAACCCCUACUUCGACAGUCUAGCGAAGACGAACAAUUCGUAUUACCUACGGUAAAUAUGAAAGGGACAACUCUGGGAAAGAUCCGAGCCUAUUGGCUAGGCUCAGUGGUGUGUAUGGGUGGGUUUCUAUUUGGAUACGACUCUGGAAUCGUUGGACAUAACAAUAGGCGGCGUCUUGACGUUGGCUUCUUUUCAGUCCGAUUAUCGCUAUGGGAGCGCCGAGCAAACGCGUACCAACGCCCUUUCAGUGAGCCUUCAGCAACUGGGUGGCUUUAUAGCAUGCUUCUUAGCAUGGCCUCUAACCGAGAGACUGGGCCGCAAGAAGUCGCUAAUGAUAUCUUCGUUUAUCUUCUGCAUUGGCGCCAUUAUUCAGACGAUAAACACUCACUCAUUAGGAGCAUUUUACUUUGCUAGAGUGGUCUCCGGACUUGGACUUGGCGCAGCGACUGUAAUCGUGCCAAUGUUCAAUAGCGAGAUGAUGUCAAAAGAAAUGCGAGGUCAAGUUGGAUCGUUCUUCCAGUGGUUUUAUACAUUCGGUAUUUUUGCGUCGUAUUGGAUAGACUAUGGCGUUUCUCGAGGCAUCAAGUCAACCGAUUCGUCGCAAUGGCAAAUCCCGAUCGGACUUCAGCUUGUACCUGCCGCAUUUCUUGGUCUGGGAAUGUUAACGGUUCCUGAAAGUACACGAUGGCUUACGAAGAAGGGUAGACAUGAGGAGGCUUGGAAAAGUCUUCGGUGGAUCCGAGCAGAUGACUCCCAAAUGACCACUGACGAGAUGGAGGAGAUCCGAUCAGGGGUUGCAGCAGAUUCUAGAGCCACUGAGGGUUUUCAUGUGCGAGAGCUUUUAGAAGGGGAGAAUUUCAAAAGGAUUUUUGCCGCGUUCGCCAUCUUCACCGCGCAGCAAGCGACCGGUGCAACUGCUUUUGCUUAUUUUGGACCGCAGUACUUCAGUCUUAUUGUUAACAAUUCUGAACAAAGUCUUCUCUUAACCGCUAUAUUUGGGGCGGUGAAGGUCGUAGCUUGCGGCGUCUUUGUAUUAUUCUUUGCAGAGCUUCUUUCUCGUCGACAAGUGCUCAUUGGCGGCGCUGCCUUUAUGGCUGCUUGCCAGAUCACUACGGCAGCCGUCGUGAAAUCUUUUCCCGCUAGUGAAGCAGGACACGCGAUAAGACCCUCUGGCAUUGCUACGGUUGCGCUUAUUUAUCUAUUCGUCAUCGCCUAUAACUUCAGUUGGGGGCCAAUGCCUUGGCCAUAUGUUUCAGAGAUUUUCCCCGCAAGGAUCCGAGAGGUCGGUGUAGCAGUUGGUGUUGCUUCGCAAUGGUUGUUCAACUUCGUCUUCACGUUGACAACCCCUUAUAUGAUUUCUUCUAUGGGAUGGGGAACUUUCUUAUUGUGGGGUAUUUUUGAUGCCGUUAUCGCAGUUCUUGCAUUUAUCUAUCUCAAGGAGACCAGGGGCUUAUCACUCGAGGCUAUUGCGCAUCAACAUUUCAACAAUGGCAGUUCCCCAGACAAUGCACCAAAUAAGAACGUAGAGGUAUUUUCAGAACAUCGAGAAGGCUAGACAGCUCGGUUAACAUAGGUGUUUUGAAUCGGUUUAUUGCCUACCGAGAAUAUCUAGAAUUGUAAACUAGGACUUUACCCAUCCAUUUUAUCCGGUAAUAUGGUCCGUCCAGUACUAGAGUAGGAUUACGCGGGGUGGCUAGUUAAGUACAUUCCAGCACCAAUUCGACCGUUUAAGAAAGCGUGAAACCCUCACUUGAUUGG
Molecule: messenger RNA, 1885 nt
Organism: Annulohypoxylon truncatum
Lineage: Eukaryota; Fungi; Ascomycota; Sordariomycetes; Xylariales; Hypoxylaceae
Product: MFS sugar transporter-like protein
Exons: 7
Coding region: 459-1682 (407 amino acids)
Biological process (GO): transmembrane transport; carbohydrate transport
Cellular component (GO): membrane
Molecular function (GO): carbohydrate:proton symporter activity
Source: RefSeq, a predicted model, not a curated record